AUGUCUAUCGACCGCCUACUGACCAAGGUCCUGGAGCUCUACCAAGACGUUCACGACGAUGCGCGCACCGAGCAGAUUUAUGGGUCAACCACGGCGCUGUUGACCAACCUUUCGAAUCCCCUGAAUCUUUCGCUGCUCACCUCACAACUAUUGAUUGCGCCGGCAAUAUGGGGCCGUCCGGAUGCCAUGCGCACAUGUUAUCGGGUCAUCAGCAUCUUCAACUCAGCCGCCAUUCACGUGCGCCGGAACGAGCUUGAGAACGCCAAACACAAGGGUCCGCGGGCGGGUGGCGGCUUGGGCAGUGACGCAUGGGCAGCAGCGGUUCUGAAGGGAGCCGACGGUCAAUCAAACAGAUGGCAGCAUCUUUUGGUGUUUGCCGGUGUGUUGAUGGGGAUGGAGAGCGGGAACCGGAAUUCGUUAAGCGGAGGGAUGCGCCGGACGGUUGAGCGUGCUGUUGUCACGGCUGCCAAUCUUGCGCUGAGGAAGAAUGAACCAGUCCCGCAAGCGCCUGCUGGACCUGUCACUUUGGCGCUCAACUUUACGUUUUCCUUGCUGUCGGAGUCAUCACGCGCCUCGUUGAACUGCGAUGCUCUGAUCCCGGCUGCGACGACGGCCAUGCUUGGUGCUGAUGGUCUUGAGGAUGGGUAUUUUCUUGGCGCCGUUGAUAUCGAUGUUCGACAAGCUGUGGAAAGGUUCACGUGGGAACCAAACUCGCCGUCAUACCUCCAUAUCACUCAGCUGGAGAAGAAGCCAUUGGUGUCUGGCCUGGGCCCCCUUUCGAGGUUGCUGGGGUACGCCAUUCAGAAUGCUCGGAAUUCCCAAGUAAUCCUCCAGCUUCAGGAUGACUUGAUCGCGUUUACGGGGAAGCUGUUUCAGCAUUGGCAAGUAAACAACAAGCUUUCUGAGCUGGAGAUCUCCGAGGAAAGCAUCUACCUCACCCCGGAAACCAUGUCAGGGACAUGGGAGGGGCUCUGGAACUUCCUCAAGAAAGUCAUGUAUGCCAUCGUCGCCGUCUCGCAAGCCGUCGUGGCCCGCAGUCUUCUUGACUGGCGCCUCAAGAAGCACGAUGUGGCGCCAGUGGUGGCCGCCAAGACACUACACACCCUUCGAAACCUUUACUUUAUCUCUUCCAGGAACGGAAGCGACUCCUUCCAGGUGUACCAGUUCACCUACCUAACCUCCCUCGACACACUCUCCCGCUUCGGGGACGCCUCAGCAGCGUUCCUGGAGGAAAUCAAACCAAACACCGAAGGCACAAUCCCCUUCCAUCCCCUCCACCGCACACUCGACUUGUUCUACCUCAACGUAGCCGAACACCUACCACUCCACCUCCCACCAGAAGCGUGCGACAAGUUGAUCAUCCAGCCGGCAAUCACCUACCUGACCAACGCAGCAGCGCCCCUAUCACCUCGCAUGAUGGAGCUGUUCGAGUCAGCCCACAGCGCGGUUUUGUCGGUCUUAUCAUGCCCACACAACGCACCCAUCACCGUCAAGAUCGUCCCAUUCUACGCAGAAACUUUGUUUUCCUCAUUUCCCAAGCACAUCUCCCCACGGCAAUUCCGUCUAGCAUUCAAAACAGUCAUGCAGAUUUUAUCACCCCCCUUCCCUAUUGCCGCCAGUCAUCCACAGCUGGCGGAGACACUCCUUGAGAUGGUCCGCUACCGAGCUAGUAUUGCUGGACAAGAUCCUAAUGGGCAGGCACCGCUUCCGCCGCCGCCGGCUGCUGAUCCCCUGGAGGCUCAGGAGCCGAUGUCGGAGCAGAGUACGCUUGUUUUGACGUUGAUUGAUGCGUUGCCGUUUUUGCAGUUGGAUAUCUUUGAGGAUUGGAUGACGCUUGCUGCUCACGCGGUGAAUGAGAUUAGGGAUUCUGCGUUGAGGGAGGUGGUGAAGAGGAGGUUCUGGGAGGUGUUGGUGAGUGGGGAGAUGGACGUUGAGAGGGCCGCUAUCGGGGUGGCGUGGUGGGGGACGAAGGGGGGACGGGAGGCGGUGUUGUUUGGAAGGGCGCCGGAGAGGCAGGAGGAGAUGUACAUGAUGAGUGGGGCGCUUUCGAGGCCGGAGAGGGGGAGUAAGUUGUGA
This is a messenger RNA of Podospora pseudocomata, 2076 nucleotides long. RefSeq lists its product as uncharacterized. The record is from RefSeq and is a predicted model, not a curated record. The transcript has a single exon. Lineage: Eukaryota; Fungi; Ascomycota; Sordariomycetes; Sordariales; Podosporaceae. Bases 1 to 2076 code for a protein of 691 amino acids.